CGCGUUAUUUUACGCCACAACAUGUCGAUUUAGUGUGCAUAUCAUAGGCUAAUAGUCGUCUGCAGACCGAAACGGACGAAAACACGUUGUCUCAAAGCGCAUCGCGGUGGAGGUGGCGUCGAAAGUGAUUUAUAUCUGUAAUCGAAACGAAAAAUAAUUACAUGAAAAAUAUUUUUUAAUCGAUUUUGAUUUGAUAAAAACGGUGUUUUUUUGUGAAUUGAAGCUGAAAAAGUGUAACUUUUAUUGUAUGAAGAAAAAAUAAAAUUUAUCUCAUGUGGUACCCUGGCGAGGCUAUAAAGCAGUGGGUGAUUGUUUAAUUUGAUGUUUAUAUGGUGUUUAGUUUAUUUUUGUUUAAUUCUGAAAAAGGAAAAUUUUGUGCUGAAAUCUACAUUACCAAGUGUUUAAAAUAUUUCAUUUAAAAAUAUAUUAAUAAGAGUGGAAUUUCCGCUUUCACACUCUAAAUAAAUUCUGAACAGGUUUUGCCAGCAAUAAAAUUUGGAUGUUGCAGGUUUUCCCAGCACACAACCACUGAAUAUAUCCGAUAGUGAUAAAUAUUGAUUUAGUUUUAAAACAAAACCACGAAACAACUAUUUGUUGUGCAACAAAAAACAAAAAAAUGAAGCCUUAAACAACAUAGAGAGCAGCAAAAACCAGAAGCAAUAAAUAAUUUAGGAAAUAAAGUGCAUUAGCAAAACCCAAAAUAAAGUGUAUCCUCUCCACUUCAAAAAAAAGAAAUAGCGAAUAAAAAAUUCAACAAAAUAAAUUUGGUCUAUAGAAUCUACAUAGCGUAAACCAACCGAUUAAAGCAACAACUUCUACAAUAGCGGUGACUGAGGCUAUUAGAGUACCACAUACCAUAUAAACUUUACAAAAAGCACACUGAGAGCAGCACACUAAAAUGGGCAAGAAAAAUUCCAAAUUGAAGCAGGACACCAUCGAUCGCUUGACAACGGACACAUAUUUCACCGAAAAAGAGAUAAGACAAUGGCACAAAGGUUUUCUAAAAGACUGUCCGAAUGGUUUACUCACCGAACAAGGUUUUAUUAAAAUCUACAAACAGUUCUUUCCCCAAGGAGAUCCCAGCAAAUUUGCUUCACUAGUCUUUCGGGUAUUUGAUGAGAAUAAUGAUGGAGCGAUAGAAUUCGAAGAGUUCAUUAGAGCUUUGUCGAUUACAUCUCGAGGAAAUCUAGAUGAGAAACUGCAAUGGGCCUUUCGGCUGUAUGAUGUCGAUAAUGAUGGCUACAUAACACGGGAAGAGAUGUAUAAUAUUGUGGAUGCUAUUUAUCAAAUGGUGGGUCAGACACCACAAACGGAUGACGAAAAUACACCACAGAAGCGAGUGGAUAAAAUCUUCGAUCAAAUGGAUAAAAAUCACGAUGAUCGUUUGACAUUAGAAGAGUUCCGUGAGGGUAGUAAAGCUGAUCCACGAAUAGUUCAGGCGUUAAGUUUAGGUGGUGAUUAACCAAAAGAUUCAUAGUUUAAUUCCGACAAAGAUUAAACUGGAUUAACAAAAACAAAAAAAAAACAACAAAAUAUGCAUAAAUAUACAUACAAAUAUAUAAAACCGAAAAAAAAAUAAUGAAAUAAAUAAAAGCCAAAAAACCACACAAACACCCAAACUCUCACCCGUACAGUAUACAUAGAUAGACGUAAACAUCAUUACACCGGAAACUCACACCAGCAUACAUACAAUAUCUAAAAUCUAAUCAAAAUUGGAUAAAACUAAACGAAUAAAAUUUUUUUGUGAAAAAAUUAAA
Stomoxys calcitrans (stable fly) is the source of this 1757-nucleotide messenger RNA. RefSeq names its product frequenin-1. The transcript is spliced from 9 exons. Gene Ontology annotation, molecular function: calcium sensitive guanylate cyclase activator activity; calcium ion binding. NCBI's taxonomy places the organism in Eukaryota, Metazoa, Arthropoda, Insecta, Diptera, Muscidae. The record is from RefSeq and is a predicted model, not a curated record. The coding region runs from base 899 to 1462 and encodes 187 amino acids.